This is a messenger RNA of Cuscuta campestris, 1061 nucleotides long. The record is from the annotation of a GenBank genome assembly. NCBI's taxonomy places the organism in Eukaryota, Viridiplantae, Streptophyta, Magnoliopsida, Solanales, Convolvulaceae.
GAGUGUUUGAGGCAAUAUAAACAAGGGCACCAUGGGGCAAAUGAAUUAGUAUGUGAUUUUUUUGUAGAAAACACAGUAGUCUGGGAUGAGCUGCGGCUUAUGGCAAAUCUGCCACACGGGGUGGUAGACCGCAUACUUUGUAUUCCUUCUUGUUUGAUGCGAAGUGAUUGCUGGUAUUGGCGAGGGAAUCUGCAGGGUAAUUAUUCAGUUAAAGAUGGGUACCGCAAGCUUAUGGGAGAGGCGACCCAUGUCGCUACGUUUACAAAUUGGGGCAGAUUCUGGCGUAUUCCAGUUGCUCCAAAAGUGAAAGCACGCACCCAGGUGGACUCGCUUGGAGAUUUGCAAGUCGUGUGCUGGACAAUCUGGAGCAUUUGGAAGGUCAGAAAUGAUGUCGUGUGGAAUCAGAGUGCUCCUCUACCCAGUUCCGCAAGUAGACUCGCCAUGGACAUGUAUAAAGCAUGGUGUCAUCGGUUUCAAGCUGGUCAAACGGAAGAGCUCACUCAUACAGGAACAACGGAUAUAGUGCAACAGUCGCCAAGGAGUAUUUAUUGCUGGUUCGAUGCCGCACUCUUUCCUCAAGAAGGUACUGCUGGUUUUGGAUGCUAUAUAUUAUUAGCAGACGGCUCAUUUGGAACUGCUUUUAACGGGCCGAUUCAAAGCACCCAAGACCCAGCGAUGGCAGAAAUCAUGGCUUGCAAAGAGGUAUUAUCUUGGCUUAAAAAUAAUGGGUUUAGGGAGGUCCUACUUUUCUCGGACUGUUUGAAUUUGGUCACAUCUUUGCAAGAGGGAAAUGAAGCUUCCUAUCGUUCUUACUUUGGUGCUUUUGUUGAUGAUUGCUUGUCGCUUAUGGCGUUCUUCGAUGUUAUUACUUUAUCUUUUGUUCGUCGGGAAUGUAAUAGUAAGGCUCAUUCUUUAGCAAGAAGAGCCGGGACUCAAUUUCGGGAGUGGGAUUCCCCUCCUAGUUUCGCUUGAUAUUUAAUGGAAUGAUUGUUUUAUUUUGAUCAAAAAAAAAAAAUAUAGUAAGUACUCCCUCCGUCCACAAAUAAACUUUACGUUUACUU